This is a messenger RNA of Megalobrama amblycephala (Wuchang bream), 997 nucleotides long. RefSeq names its product signal recognition particle 14 (gene srp14). The transcript has 5 exons. Gene Ontology annotation, biological process: SRP-dependent cotranslational protein targeting to membrane. Lineage: Eukaryota; Metazoa; Chordata; Actinopteri; Cypriniformes; Xenocyprididae. Bases 135 to 464 code for a protein of 109 amino acids. The record is from RefSeq and is a predicted model, not a curated record. Gene Ontology annotation, molecular function: endoplasmic reticulum signal sequence receptor activity; 7S RNA binding. Gene Ontology annotation, cellular component: signal recognition particle, endoplasmic reticulum targeting.
GAGGGCGGCAGUGUUGUCAUGUGAUUCUGUUUUGCCGCGCAGGAAGAAGCGCGUGAGAGGGGCGGAGCUUCAGUGCAGCUGAGCGACGUGUUCAAUUCAGACUGUCUGUUAGCAGUUCAUUCAUCACUGAAGACAUGGUGUUAUUAGAAAACGACGCGUUUCUGACUGAACUCACGCGUCUGUUCCAGAAGUGCAGGACCAGCGGCAGCGUCGUCAUCACUUUAAAGAAGUAUGAUGGCAGAACAAAGCCGGUCCCCAGAAAAGGGCAUCCAGAGACGUUUGAACCGGCCGACAACAAAUGUCUCGUCAGAGCUUCAGAAGGCAAGAAGAAGAUCAGCACAGUGGUCAGCACCAAAGAAGUCAUAAAAUUUCAAAUGGCGUAUUCAAACUUGUUGAGAGCGCACAUAGACGGCUUGAAAAAGAAAGACAAAAAGAGUAAAGGCAAGAAAACUAAAGCCACAUAGUGACGGACAGUAUUGGAGGAAAAGACAGGUUUCAUUCAACACUCACCAGUGCCACGCCACCUUCCCAUCAGCCCCUGCAGCGCCACCUUCAGUGCAAAACGCCUGAUAUUGUGUGGCGCUUCUGCAGUGAAAUCAUCAGGAAGAACCUGCCAACGUUUGACAACCGCUGCUUCAAAACAAUUCGUCUUCAAGUGGACCGACGCAACUAGAUUUAAUGAGCGUUUCAGUUAAUUGGGUGCAGAUGAGCCAGAUUCUAGUUUAUAUUUCAAGCCAUAUUUUGAUUUAAACAGUAUUUUAUAUGGUGAGUGGACAUUACGGUCAGUAACUUUCUCCUCCCGUUACAAUAAUCUCAGUUCUCCACUGUCUAUUUUCUUUUUGAAUGUGUUUUAAGUUUGAAAGAUCCCCUUUAGUGAAAGUUUAACAGUGGAGUUUUUAUAAAGCCGACUUGCUUUGGCGUAAUCGCCACCUUUUCUGAUCUGACAUGAACGAAAGCACCUUUGUCGAUUUGCAAAUAAAUGAUUUCUUUUAUUGGG